UGCACACAGCAGAGCAUUGGAACUGGAUGAUCAUUGUGGUCCUUUGCAACUCAGGCCAUUCUAUGACUCUAUGAUCUUGACCUGAAAGAAAGCAGUGCUCUGUCCUGGCACUGCUAAAUGCUGAGUGUGCCAGUCCGUGUAUACAGUUAUAGCUGCAAAGUACCUGCAGUAAAGCACAGAGCAGCACAUCACUAGCAUGAAGUUGUCACUGGAUACUUCCAACGCUUCCUCUAACACCUGAGAUUAUCAAACAGAGCUUCAGCAUCUUUACAAAGGUUGGGAUGCAUCUGUGGACCGUGUGGAUGGAUGAAGAUCCCUCUGUAGCAGCAGCAGGAUGAUGCCUCAGAGCUGCUGCAAGUGCUUAUCAGAGAGCACUGGUGGCACAGCCGGAGCAAUCGAGUGCUUCCCUCACUGCCACCGAGCUGUGAAAUCGGACGUGACCUAUUGACUGAUCCUCAGACCGAAAUUAAAAGGCAUCGAUGGGCUCUUCGGAGCUGUUGUAAAGGAAGUGCAUUCAUCCUAUGCAGGACACUUGUAUUGGCGAUGCACUUUAGCAGGGCACUGAUCAGAGAAACCUAAAGGAGUGCUUAGUGCCACGUCUCGGCCUCGUGUUGGGCUGCUAUGGACCCAGCCAUCCCUGCCUCAUCUCUGCCUAUGCUGGGAAGCUCCGACACAGCGAUGUACCUCUUUCCUUUGGAGGGUGAAAGGGAAUAUGGUUGGUAGGAAGCUCAAGCUGUGGAUUUUUCAUUUCUAGCUUUUCUUUAAAAGUGAUUCCCCCUCCCUUCCCAUAAAUAUUAUUUUGGUCACAGUUGAAUUGUGCUCGGAGCUGUAGCAGACAGACCAACAAAUUGAUUUUCUCCUCCCUCCAUCCCCAGCAAAUAUAAAUUCAAGUGUGCAGAGCCUGCAUUCCACCAAUUGCUGGGGUGCUGACACAAACUGUUCGUAAUGUGAAAUCCACGCACACGGAUGGAAGAUGUCAGGGGUUGUCACUGGAUACCACAGAGCUUGAUUUUACACAUUUUCUGUAAAGAAAGGUAUGUUUUAUUUCUAAUGUGCUGUUUAUUUUCACUUGUUUCUCUUUUAUGAUGUCUAACGACUAUUUGUCUGCCAGUUUGAAAGUGUACUUUUGUGUUUAAUAGCUGUCUCAAUGUAACAUUUCCUCUGUAGUCAGCAAUAUUGUAGCCACGAGAAUUUAACAUCCAUUUACUUCCUUAAUAUUCUUGUUUUACAGUGCCAAAAUUAAUUACAUCUGAACCGAAAGCUCUGUGUUAAAUGACCUAUGUACUAAAAAAUCAGAUUAUGCUGAUUUUAAUGUGACUGAAUUCCAAACAAAGUAAUGUUAUAUCUACAAACAGAACUGUUUAUGAAACCAGCAGAUAAUUUUUUGCAUAAGUCAUUCUUUUUUUCAUAGGCUCGUGGGCAAAGGUAGCAGCACUUGGUGCUUGGACACUGUUCAAACAAGGUGUCAUCAAGCAGAGGGAAUUGGACUGGCGAUGGGGGUUUAUUUGUUUGCUUAGCACUGUCAUCCACAAAGAGAAAGCAGUUAUUUGCUCUCAAUUAUAUGCUUAAAAAUACUUAAAAAUAAUUGGUCACUGCCUUUUUGUUGUGUUUUAUUUCCUCAUGAGAUCCUAAGCGUAACCAGAUUUCAUGGCAAAAAGUUAACAGGACAGAACCAUCACUUCAGCUGCAACACAUUGCUCACAACACUGAGAAUGAGAGCCAGGAAGUAUUUCUCUGUUUGUCUGCAAAUAAUAAAUAAAAACUCAUCACCUUCUCAGGUAUCCUACAGAUAAACAUCCCACUCUCACAGUGGGAUCUAUUGGAUGAUGGGGAAGCAGAUCCCUGGAUGCCCAGUCCUGUUGUGAGGCAGGCACUGUAUUUUCCACUGACUCAGAUGCACAGGGGAUGCUGCGUACCUCAUAGUUACAUCCUUGUCUGGGUGUCUUUUAAUGAUAAAUUGGACACAGGUGGAUGCACUUCUUUGUCUUUUAGCUGAGAAAUAAUAAUGCCUACAAUGCCAACGAGUAGCGUCAUGUUGCAAUUGACACCAUGCGAUGGUGAUGCUUUUUUGUAAUGAAUUUAAGAUGGGCUGCAGCUUUUACAAUAUCUGAUGCUUGCUCUCUCAUACUCUAGUGUUAAAAUGGCACAAUAACCAUGGGAGACUGGAAUUUCCUUGGAGGCAUUCUGGAGGAGGUCCACAUUCACUCCACUAUUAUUGGCAAGAUUUGGCUAACCAUCCUCUUCGUGUUCCGAAUGCUUGUCCUUGGAGUGGCCACCGAGGACGUGUGGAAUGAUGAACAGUCAGAAUUUAUUUGCAAUACCGAGCAACCUGGCUGUAGGAACGUGUGCUAUGAUGAGGCCUUUCCCAUCUCUCUCAUAAGAUACUGGGUCUUGCAAGUUAUCUUUGUGUCUUCUCCUUCUUUGGUGUAUAUGGGUCAUGCCUUAUACAGACUAAGAGCCUUAGAGAAAGAGAGGCAGAAGAAGAAAGCUCAGGUGAGAGUGGAACUUGAAAGCACUGAAUUAGAAAUGACAGAAUAUCGGAAAAGGCUGGAGAGGGAGCUCAGGCAGCUGGACCAAAGAAAGCUGAACAAAGCACCCCUGCGAGGUUCCUUGCUCUGCACUUACGUGAUACACAUUUUCACUAGGUCUGCAGUGGAAGUUGGUUUCAUGAUUGGGCAGUAUCUGCUUUAUGGGUUUCGCCUGGAUCCCCUUUAUAAAUGUCAAAGAGAUCAUGUACCAAACGUAGUCGACUGCUUUGUAUCACGGCCAACAGAAAAGACAGUGUUCAUCCUAUUCAUGCAGUCAAUAGCGACCGUAUCAUUGCUUUUAAAUGUCUUAGAAAUUAUCCACCUCGGAUUCCGAAAAAUUAAAAUAGGUCUUUGUGGACAGGAGGAAAACAAGGAUUACCGUGGCAAUUUCUACACAAACAAAUCCAAGAAAUACUCUGUGAUACCCCGCUCUUCUCUGGGAAUAUCUGCAACUCCUCAAAAAACUCUCCCUUCUGUACUUAGUGGUUAUGCCUUUUUAAUGGAAAAGCAAACCGACACUGCCAUCUACCCGGUCUUAAAUUCCGCUCCCAUGUUCCAGUCUAUUCAAAAUAACCACACAGAAAAUAGAGGCAAUUACACCCACCACAACCAGGAAAACAAACUGCCAAAGAAAAAGCCAGCUACAAAUGCUUUAGCUGGUCAGACUCAGAAUGCUAGCACAAACUGCACUGAGGGCUUGCUGGCCAGGCCUGGGACUGAAAUGAGGAAUUCACAGAAAGAAGCUGAUCAGAAACACUUCCUUGCUGAUACUCAGAAUGCAGAUACCGCUUCAAGAAGCCUUGCUGAGAUGCUGUCACAGCCCCCUCUGCAGCCUUUUCCCGUUGCCAGCCUCAGAAGACAGCACGGAAUCAUCUCCUCCUGGAACAGCUCCGCAGCGGCCGAGAGCGUCGGAUCCUCCACAAAUUCCCUCACCAAGAGCAGCAGCAGGAGACGGAGCAGCCUCAGCGCGAGCCAAGGCCAACUGCCCCCCAAAGCCGACACCCGGCACCCCAGCCGCCCCGACACCCCCGACUCGGCAGGGGAGGCCAGCAUUGGCUCCAAGCAGAGCCGGGGCUGCGGCAGCCCCCAACCACUGCCCUUAUCUGGGCGUCCGUCGCUGUCGAGCAGUGCGAGCAGCCGGCGGGCCCCCACCGACCUGCAGAUAUAGCAUGGCUGCCCAAGCAGUGUGCUUGGCUAGCUGCUGGGCUUUGUGAUAGAAGCCAGAGCAGCUAUGAGCAGCUUUUUCGUUCAGCUUUAGCCUUCCGCAGAGGUUAAGAUAGAAGUUGUGCAGCCCUUUUGCUUUUAGCUAAAUAACUUCUGAACCAUCUGCUUGCUUUGCUGGCGAUGGAGGGAUGGCUUAAACCUCUGUGCCAAGCUUCUGCAUUAACCUUCCAGCUGCAAAGGAAAACGUACAUCAUAAAAAUCCACAUACAAAUCCACAGAUGAGGAGAAGUCAGGAUUAAAAUUAUAGUUGGCGAUAUGUAAGCCGGAUAAAAGUAGAAGAGAAAAUUCCAGUCUAUAAAUGUAUAUUAUGAAAACCAGUAAAUGAAAUUAGGUGUAAGAAGGCACUGGGACACCGGAGAGAAAAUAAUUAACAAUAAAUAACAUUCUUAGAACCAGGAAACCAGCACAGGAACCAGGAAACCAGCACAGUGCUUUCGCUUGCAGCCAUUUGACCGCAUCCACAUCAAGUGUUGGCCUAAUUAAAAUAAUUCUGUCAGUGUUUCUCCAGCAGCCGUUGUUUUUUCUCUCUGUAUUCACUUACAGCUCCGUGUAAUUAUGGGCACUGUGGGGUUGACACCACUGACACACACACCGGUGCCAUUUUGCUCAUUCUGCCAUUUAACCCCUGCACUCACUGCAGUGUCUGCGAGCCACAUUUUGCUAUUUGACACCUCAGUAGUAAAACACACGUUCACUGCACAGCCUAAAGAGCAGAGAGACUGCUCUAAGGGGCCCGUGCGUGGCACACAGUGCGUUCCCGCCUACUCGAGGUUAGAAAGGACCCCGAAUAGCAGCUGCGGGGCUCUGAGGUGGGCUCUUUUUAAUGGUCGUAUGAACCACACUGCCCACACCGACAC
This is a messenger RNA of Meleagris gallopavo (turkey), 4609 nucleotides long. The record is from RefSeq and is a predicted model, not a curated record. Lineage: Eukaryota; Metazoa; Chordata; Aves; Galliformes; Phasianidae.